UCAUCAUUCCAUGUAGCCAUUUCUGGUUAGCAUAGCUGUAGGGUAGCAUAGCCGUCAUUUGCCAGCUUUAGCAGCGCUACUAUGGCCCAGGCAGCACAGGCUAAUGCAUUUGACGCAAACAACACUCAGAUUCAGGUGGAACACGACAAAAAGCGCCGACAGUUUGUUAUAAGGCUAAAUGGGUCUCACGAUCGUGCAGUUCUUCUGUAUGAAUAUGUUGGGAAGAAGACUGUGGACCUGCAACACACCGAAGUUCCAGAUGCUUACAGAGGGAGAGGAAUUGCCAAACAUCUGGCCAAGGCAGCCAUGGAUUUUGUGGUGGAAGAGGACCUGAAAGCACACCUGACCUGCUGGUACAUUCAGAAAUAUGUCAAAGAGAAUCCUCAGCCACAGUACUUUGAACAUAUUUAUCAAUGACUCUACAUGGCUCCAAAACAGAGAAGAGCUGGAGAAAGAGACUCCCAGGAGAGAAAUACUGUGUGGCAGCAUGCUUUGGAGUUACAGGAUGAUACACAACAAAGGACCUUCCAGGCCUUGUUAAACAUGACAGCGGGUGAAUCCAGAGACAACUGAUCUCACACCAAAGACGCCUGUGAGGUGAACGUUGGAUCGACCGGUCAGUUAAGUCCAUACCAGGGGGAUUCACGCUCUACACAGGCAGGAGGGGAAUCAGCCAGUCACGACUUGUAAAAACAAAGCAACCAAAGGUUAAGCAUGUUACCUCAGGCAGAAACUUCCAGGAUCUAUACUCAGCACUGACUUGAAGCAAAUGUUAGGCAUGUAUUGCAAGCAGAUGUGAGUCAAACGUUAAAGUGUGUUGCAAACUUCUGUCCUUUCUUGGACUCACUGGUUGUGAGCAGCGCCCCCAGACGACCGACCCUGGCGUCUUUCUCUGGGACGGUUUGGAUGAAAAGCAAUUAUGACUCCACUGACACUCAAAAUGAUUGAGACGUUUAGUUUUUAACUCCUUUAUGAUGUUUUAUUAUUAUUAUUCUUUUCCAGUUUUUCCCACUUUUAGAAAUUGUGUUUCUUAGGGCUAAAGUGUUAGAUAGAAGAUUGUGUGUUUGAAUGCAUCUUCAACACAUCAAGCUACUCUACAUAUUUUUUUAGGUGAUUGCAAAGAGGCAUAGGCACAUUUGGUGGGUAAUGAAUUGUUUUUAAAAAAUAAAAGCUGUAUUUUUAAGAUGUGUAUUUUCCCAAACCCUCAGUUUAGUUCAAAUUUUCCUCCAAACUACUUCCCACUUACAGAAAUGAAAUGCUCAUUAUUGGAGUCAUAAAUAAAAAAGUGGUGGGAUGCGUAAGCCACAGAAUCCAAACUGAAAUUGAAAGUGCAAUCCUAACUAAGCCUCAAGACAAGCUCAUUUUCUUUAAUGUACAUGUUAAAUGUGAGAUGCACCCUUGUGAUGAACUGCUUUUUAAGUCUGUCACUGUACGGCGCAACACUUCAGCGUGGAUAUAGAUGAAUAUCUCUGCUCAAACCAGCAACAAAAACAACACUGUUAUAUUCAGGGCAUUUAUUUCUAUGGUGUCAGACACUCCUUUGUUCUGUCAUUCAGGAAAAUGACAUUGGGUGGCUGAAGCUUAGCCUUUUCCUGUCAUUUUAUCGUUUUUUUCCCCAUUAAAGACUACUGUACUCAUCUGAUGUCAAAUGAUAAAAUUAAUCACAAAAAAACAAUAUUUUGGAGAGAAAAAAAAACAACCUUUUUUGGCUCUUCAGGUGGUUUUGCUGUUGACAAUCUUAAGUGUUGAGAAGAAAAAUACCUCAGGUUACUCAACACGCCUUGGCAGGACAGUGCAGAGUCUGUCUCCUUUAAUAACUUAGAAAACCACCUGCAGGAAACCAAUAUCUCUUUGUAGAACUUUCCUUUGGUGGCACUCGUCUAGUCAUAGGUCAAGGCACUCGAGCUUAAUAUUUCAUUUUUCUUUUAUAUUUGUGUGCUUCUUUGGAAGGAAACAAAUGCCCCACUUAAGUUUCAAGCUGUUGUCUCUAAGAAAUGCAUCAUGAUGUUGCAAUCCUUGUUACAUUGUUUUGUGCUUGAGACACUUUUUAUUUCUCCGUACUUGUUGUCAAUAAAGAAAUGAAUCUAAUACACAUCA
Molecule: messenger RNA, 2097 nt
Organism: Stegastes partitus (bicolor damselfish)
Lineage: Eukaryota; Metazoa; Chordata; Actinopteri; Pomacentridae
Gene: natd1
Product: protein NATD1
Exons: 3
Coding region: 82-417 (111 amino acids)
Source: RefSeq, a predicted model, not a curated record